AUGGUCGCCACGGCGCUGCUCCUCAAGGUCGUCGUCGCGUCGUCGACGUCGGUGGCGCGGGUCAUGAUGGUGGGCUGCGCCGGCGUGCUACUGAGCCGCCGGUCCAUCCUCGACGGGGCGGCGCGGCGCAAGGUCGCGGAGCUGUCGACCUACUGCCUCCUGCCGGCGCUCCUCUUCUGGCAGGUGUCGGCGGCCGUCGCGAGGGCCGGCCCGCGCAUCGCGCACUGGUUAAUACUCCCGUGCUACGCCGUGCUCCACUGCGCCCUCGGCCUCGCGCUGGCCAAGUGCGCGUGCCGCUGCCGGCGCUGGUGCCGCGGCGAGCGCGAGCGGCGGGAUCCGACGCUGCGGCCCGUCUUCUCGCCCAUGACGUCCGCGGAUUUGGACGACGAGGAGUUGGGGGAGACGGACGCGGCCGACGACGGCGGCGACGCGCUCCUCGAGGCCGUCGUCAUGAUGACCGCGGCCUUCCCCAACUCCGGCGGCUUGCCCUUGGCCCUCGUCGACGCGCUCUGCGCGUCGUCGGCGCGGUCGUUCCUCGGCGGCGACGAGUGCCUGGCCGCGACGGUGGGCUACGUGUCGUUCUACAUCUCGGUCAUGAAUCCGCUGCAGUGGGCCGUGUGCCCCAGGCUGCUCGCGACGGACGCGCCGGCGCCCGCGCCGGCGAAGGACGCGCCGCCGUCGCCGCCGCCGAGCGUCCCGCGGCGCUGCGCGGCGUGCGUCGCGGCGGUGCUCCGGAAGCCCGCGCCGCCGGUCUGGGGCGCGAUCCUCGGCGGCGUGCUUGGCGCCGUGCCCGGCGCGCGCGACGCGCUGCUCGGGCCGCCGGGCCGGGCGUCGGUGCUCGGCGGCGCCGUGCAGCUCGUCUCCAGCGCGGCCGUGCCCGUGGGCAUCAUCAACCUCGGCGGCUCCGUCGCGUCGAAGGUUGGCCGGUCCGAGCGCGGCGGCGACGUCGCCGUGCUCGGGGGUUUACUCGGCGCCGCCGUCGUCAUCCGCCUGCUGGUCGUACCCUGCCUGUCCUGCGCUGCCACGGUGGCUCUGCGGCUCUUCGCGCCCGCGGUCGUGCCGCCGGGGGACGCGGCGCUGACCCUGGUGCUCAUGCUCGAGAGCACGCCGCCGCCGGCGAUGCAGUGCAUGAUCUUCUGCCAGCUCUUCGCCCAGGACGCGGAGCGGCCCCUGGGCAAGGUCCUCGUCGCGACGUAUAUCGCGUCGCUCGUCACGCUGACGGCGUGGAUCGCGCUGUUCCUGUCGCUGCUCAGCGCGGGGUAA
This is a messenger RNA of Aureococcus anophagefferens, 1263 nucleotides long. RefSeq lists its product as hypothetical. The record is from RefSeq and is a predicted model, not a curated record. NCBI's taxonomy places the organism in Eukaryota, Pelagophyceae, Pelagomonadales, Pelagomonadaceae. The coding region runs from base 1 to 1263 and encodes 420 amino acids. Gene Ontology annotation, biological process: endoplasmic reticulum to cytosol auxin transport. The transcript has a single exon. Gene Ontology annotation, cellular component: membrane.